Messenger RNA from Rhodamnia argentea, 1840 nucleotides. Its product is annotated as sugar transporter ERD6-like 5. The coding region runs from base 146 to 1423 and encodes 425 amino acids. Gene Ontology annotation, molecular function: sugar transmembrane transporter activity. Lineage: Eukaryota; Viridiplantae; Streptophyta; Magnoliopsida; Myrtales; Myrtaceae. The transcript is spliced from 18 exons. Gene Ontology annotation, biological process: transmembrane transport; carbohydrate transport. The record is from RefSeq and is a predicted model, not a curated record. Gene Ontology annotation, cellular component: membrane.
AGAAAAAGACACUUCCUACUUUUCUUCGGCUUUCCUCAUAGAAACUGUUGGGGUCUCAAAUGUCUCCCUUUCUUAUUCUCUGCGUGUGAGUGACGAGUGAAUGAGUGAGUGAGCGUUUCAAGAGGAAGAAUCAAACAAGGAAGACAUGGGGACACCAGGAAGAGAAAUGAGGAUCCCUCUUCUUGAAGAACAAGAAGAAGUGGUCCCUGACAGAAUCACAUCCGUCCUAGUCCUCAGUGCAUUUUUCGCCGUCUGUGGCUCCUAUGUCUUCGGAAAUGCUGUUUCUUACUCAUCUCCUGCUGAAUCAGGAAUUAUGGAUGAACUGGGCCUUUCUUUGGCAGAGUAUUCGGUUUUUGGUUCGCUAUUGACGGUUGGAGGACUUCUAGGUGCACUAUGCAGUGGUAAAAUAGCUGACCUAAUCGGCCGGAGAGGAGCUAUGUGGGUUAUCGAUGUAGCAGGCAUCAUCGGAUGGUGUGCCAUUUUUCUUUCAGAGAGCGCUUGGUCUCUUGACCUUGGAAGAUUGUUACUGGGAUUUGGAGUUGGUCUUGCCUCAUACGUGGUACCGGUGUACAUUGCAGAGGUAACACCGAAGAAUUUAAGGGGAGGAUUUGUUUCGCUCUGUAUGUUGGUGAUAGCCUGUGGCAUGUCAAUGACGUACAUCAUCGGUACAGUACUAAACUGGCGUAUCUUGGCUUGUUUAGGAAGUAUUCCAUGUCUAUUGCAGCUGGUGGGUCUUUUCCUUGUUCCAGAAUCUCCUAGAUGGCUGGCAAAGAUUGGUCGAGAAAGAGACAUGGAAGCUGCGUUGCAGCGUCUCAGGGGAAAGAAUGCAGAUAUCUCCAAAGAAACAUCUGAAAUCGAAAUUUACAUUGAAACUCUUCAAGAAGUAUCAGAAUAUAGGAUAUUCUACAUAUUUCAGCGAAAAUAUGCACAAGCGCUCACUGUUGGACUUGGCCUAAUGGUUUUUCAACAGUUGGGAGGAUUAAAUGCAUAUGCAUUUUAUAUGAGUUCAAUUCUCGAAAGAGCCGGUGCUUCAAGUACUGCUGGGUCCAUCACCACGGCCAUUGUCCAGUUGGCAGCAAAUAUUGCAGCUGUGUUCCUGAUGGAUAAAUUUGGAAGACGACCGUUACUGCUGGUUUCAGCAUCUGGAGCUUGCUUGGCUGGCUUCCUUAUUGGGUUAUCAUUCCUACUGCAGGACUAUCAUCAAUCAACCGAUGUUGUAUCCGCCUUGACCUUCAUCGGGAUUGUGGUUUUUACCGGGUUUUUCUCGAUUGGCUUAGGAGGGAUACCGUGGAUCAUAAUGGCCGAAGUCAGUGAGAAAUCUGAUUUUCCCAAUAAACGUGAAGGGAUCGGCAGGGAGCCUAGUGAAUUUGGUCAGCUGGAUCGGCUCCUGGCUUGUGGCCUACACAUUCAGCUAUUUCUUUGAAUGGAGCUCAGCAGGCGUGUUUUUCGUGUUCUCGGGCAUCUGCUGCUCCGCAAUACUUUUCAUAGCGAAAAUGGUGCCGGAAACCAAGGGGCGCACGCUCGAGGAAAUAGAGGCGUCGAUGACCUCAUAGCUCUCCUGGAAACAAGGUCCUCAAUGAAGCAUAUUUGUCUACUCGAUCUCUAUGAUCGCGAAAGCAGAGUUAGAGCUUGCACUCAUGUUGAGCUGAGUGUGGACUUAAUAGCGCAAAAUGCUUACUCUGGUCUAGGAAUUGAAUGCGAGUUGAUGCCACUUCUUUGAACUUCUCGAAUUUGCGAUGACCUGCGUAGAAGAUAGAAAGCAACUCAUGCCAUUUCAUAUGCAUUAGUGACGUGUAAUGUUGGAAGUGUUUUAAUGAUGAUCAUGUAUAAAAGAGAGACA